This is a messenger RNA of Carassius carassius (crucian carp), 5544 nucleotides long. RefSeq names its product potassium voltage-gated channel subfamily H member 5-like. Gene Ontology annotation, biological process: regulation of membrane potential; potassium ion transmembrane transport. Gene Ontology annotation, molecular function: voltage-gated potassium channel activity. The transcript has 12 exons. Gene Ontology annotation, cellular component: membrane. Bases 252 to 3500 code for a protein of 1082 amino acids. The record is from RefSeq and is a predicted model, not a curated record. NCBI's taxonomy places the organism in Eukaryota, Metazoa, Chordata, Actinopteri, Cypriniformes, Cyprinidae.
GCGCUCCAGAUUUCUGUGCCAGUCACUUUUCCAGUGUUACAGUUCGCGAGUGCGCAGGCGCCAACCAGGGGAGCGCGGAGCCUGCAGAACUGCGAGCGCAACGUGGUACAAAAAACCCAUACCAGUCAGCCACGGCGCAGCGUUACCAUGAUCUUCUCCAUCCCAUCGAUACAUUCCCAUCCCGCCUGCAUCACUUUAACGACCAGCUUCCAGCAAGUCCGCAAGCCUGACCGACGCUGCCCGACCGCAGAAUGCACGGGGGAAAAAGAGGACUGGUGGCACCACAGAACACUUUUUUGGAAAAUAUUGUCCGUCGCUCAAGUGAGACAAGUUUCUUGUUGGGGAAUGCGCAAAUCGUUGAAUGGCCUAUAGUUUACAGUAAUGACGGAUUCUGCAAGCUGUCUGGUUACCACAGGGCAGAGGUCAUGCAGAAGAGCAGCACCUGCAGUUUCAUGUACGGCGAGCUGACAGACAAGAAGACAAUAGACAAAGUCAGACAGACCUUUGAUAACUAUGAGUCCAAUUGCUUUGAAGUGCUGCUCUAUAAGAAGAACAGAACCCCUGUGUGGCUCUACAUGCAGGUAGCCCCCAUCAGGAAUGAGAACGAUAAGGUGGUCCUGUUCCUCUGCACUUUUAAGGACAUCACUGUCUUCAAGCAGCCCAUUGAAGAUGAGACCACCAGAGGAUGGACCAAGUUUGCCAGGCUGACCAGGGCAUUAACCAAUAACCGGAGUACACUUCAGCAGCUCACACCUGUGAACAAGACUGAGGUCAGCCACAAGCAUUCACGACUGGCAGAGGCUCUUCAGCUGGGCUCUGAGAUCCUCCCUCAAUACAAGCAAGAGGCUCCUAAAACUCCACCUCACAUUAUAUUGCACUACUGCACCUUUAAGACCACUUGGGACUGGGUCAUCCUCAUCCUCACCUUCUACACGGCCAUCAUGGUGCCCUACAAUGUGUCCUUUAAGACCAAACAGAACAACCUGGUGUGGUUGGUAAUGGACAGCGUGGUGGAUGUCAUCUUCUUAGUGGAUAUUGUGUUGAACUUUCAUACAACUUUUGUAGGACCUGGAGGAGAGGUCAUAUCUGACCCAAAGCUCAUACGCAUGAACUACUUGAAGACAUGGUUUGUCAUAGACCUGCUGUCUUGCCUGCCCUAUGACAUCAUCAAUGCAUUUGAAAACGUGGCUGAGGAUCCCAUUGCAGAUUCUUCUGCAGUGGGCCACUUGCCAGCUGCGGCCCACUCUCCACGCAACGCCACACGUGCGGAGGACUCGAUGUUGCCUGGUCUCAGCAGCCUGUUCAGCUCAUUGAAAGUUGUGCGUUUGCUCCGUCUGGGUCGUGUGGCACGAAAACUGGACCAUUACCUGGAAUACGGUGCUGCUGUGUUAGUUUUAUUGGUGUGUGUCUUUGGUCUGGUGGCACAUUGGCUGGCCUGCAUCUGGUACAGCAUUGGUGAUUACGAGGUCAUAGACGAAGCCACCAACAGCAUCAAGACAGACAGCUGGCUUUAUCAGUUAGCUAUCAGCAUCGGCACACCAUACCGCUACAAUAACAGUGGCUCUGGCCAGUGGGAAGGUGGUCCCAGUAAGCACACACUCUACAUAUCAUCUCUCUAUUUCACCAUGACAAGUCUCACCACCAUUGGCUUUGGGAACAUUGCACCUACUACAGACGGGGAGAAGAUCUUCUCGGUGGCCAUGAUGAUGGUGGGCUCUCUUCUGUAUGCCACCAUCUUUGGAAACGUGACCACUAUCUUUCAGCAGAUGUACACAAACACUAACCGCUACCAUGAGAUGCUAAACAAUGUGAGAGACUUUCUGAAGCUCUAUCAGGUGCCUAAAGGACUGAGCGAGAGAGUUAUGGAUUACAUUGUGUCCACAUGGGCCAUGACCAAAGGCAUAGACACAGAGAAGGUUCUGUCUAUCUGUCCUAAGGACAUGCGUGCAGACAUCUGUGUGCACCUCAACCACCAGGUGUUCAACGAGCACCCUGCCUUCCGGUUGGCCAGUGACGGCUGUCUGCGCUCUUUGGCGGUGGAGUUCCAGACCACACACUGCGCUCCAGGAGAUCUCAUCUUCCACGCAGGAGAAAGUGUGGACACUCUUUGCUUCGUGGUUUCUGGAUCGCUGGAGGUCAUUCAGGAUGAUGAAGUCAUUGCCAUUUUAGGAAAGGGUGAUGUGUUUGGUGACGUGUUCUGGAAGGAAUCCACACUGGCUCAUGCCUGUGCUAACGUGAGGGCUCUGACGUACUGCGACCUGCAUGUCAUCAGGAGGGAUGCCUUACUCAAAGUGCUGGAGUUCUACACGGCCUUCGCCAACUCCUUCUCCCGAAACCUCAUCCUCACCUGUAACCUCCGCAAGCGGAUUGUCUUCCGCAAGAUUGUCGAUGUGAAGAAGGAAGAAGAGGAGAGGAGACACCAGAAAAACGAGGUGACGUUGUCAAUCCCCGUAGACCAUCCUGUCCGCAAGCUCUUCCAGAAGUUCAAGCAACAGAAGGAGAUGCGUUCAUCCCAGCAUGACCUGGAGAGGAACCAGUUUCAGGUGGAACACCACCUCCAUCCACUGUCCCACCAGAUUCAUCAGCAGCAAUAUCAGCCCCAGUACAAGGGCCACCAUCCUCUUCAAAACCAGCACGUGGCCCCCAUGCAAAAUGGGGCCCCUGGUUCAGGAAAUGGGAACAAUGGUUCUAGCGUUGUGACCGUCUCACAGAUAACCCCAAUCCAGAGCCCCCUAGCUUAUGUUCAGACUGAGGAUCUGAACAGGAGUGAAAGCCAUGAGGCUAUGGAGCUCAAGCCCAGCUUUGGCAUAGAGGGCACAAAUUGUCUAAAGGUAACAAGUCCGGUUAAACCAAGAGGAGGAGCAGGAAGAGGCUGGAUGCGCUUUCAUAACAUUGUAUCAGGAUCAUCUCCUAUGCUUCAGCUGGAACUAGAGAAGCAGCCACAGCAGAAGGAAGAAGAAUGGGGGGGUGUAUCCCAGGCACUAAAUGUGAUCUCCCAGGAUGGGAAGAGCCAGGAAAUAGAGGGUGGGUGGUCUAAUGAAAGGGGUCCCAUUGGAAACGGUAACAAUAGUGAUGAAACUGAUGAAAAUAAUGCCCUACACAAGACUGACUCUUGCGACAGCGGAAUCACAAAAAGUGACUUACGUAUUGACUGGGUUGGUGAUUCACGGAGCCCAUACGACAGAUGCUCAAUGGAAAGGAGCCCGUACGAACAGCCCAGCCCUGGAGUGGACCUUCGGGGGAUUCACUUUCAGUCUGUGCUUCAAAACAAUCUGCACGAAGCCAAGCUGGAACUAAAAGGUGACAUUCAGACACUAAAUAGUCGGCUAGCAGCUCUAGAGGACCAGGUGGGGGAGAUUCUGAGACUUCUCUCCGAGAAGAGGAAACCUUCCCCACCUCCUCAGGCCUCCUCGCCAAAAAACACACUUCAGUGCCAGGAUAUCUUUGCCGUUUCUGAGCCUGUCACUCCAGAAAUGGAGGGGGACAACAGACCCCUUUGAAUUAUGAUAACUAUAUUUAGAUAUUGAUAUGCUAUUUUUAUCUCUUCCCUUCCUCACACUCAGGAAGGAAAGGUGAAUACUGAUGAUUAGAGGAAGGAUCCUUGCUGUUGUAAAUAUAUACUUGCAUGUCCAGCUGGAAUCUGGCCUGCCAAUGAUAUCUUCUCUAUGGAUAGUAGGUGCUUGUACACAUACAGAAUCGGCUGCAUGCAGAGAUGAUUUUAUUCUGACCUUGCACAUGGGAUCUUCUAAACAGGUGAUAUUUCAGGGGAUUUUCUCUUUGAGCGACAGCUUGAUGUCCCACACAUGGGAUCUUGGGUUGCUGUAAGGCAGAAUGAGGCUUGGUUUAAUAACGCAAUCGGUCAUUCUUCAUAGUCUUUUCAUAGCUACAGUCAUUUGAAUGGGAUAGUUACUCAAAAAAUGAAAAUUCUGUCAUCAUUUACUAAAGUCAUUCCAAAUACAUUCUUACUUUCCUCUGUAGAGCACAAAAGAAGAUGUACUGAUAAAUUUAUAACCUAUUUUUGUCCAUACAGUGGGAUCCCAGAUACAGUAGCAUUAGACCUUAUAUAUUUCAUUGUAUGGGCAAAAAAACACCAAGACUUUUUAAAGAUUUUGUAUUCAACAUACAGAAAGUCAUACAGGUUUGAAACGACAUGAGGCUGACUAAAUGAUGAUAGAUUUUUCAUUUUUAGGUGAACUAUACCUUUAACACAGUUAGCAUAAAUAUUAUGUCCCCCUCCAGUAUGCAGUUCCCUUUUAUGAGCAUAAUGAUUGGAAGUUUGCAAGAUUAUUCGCUAGAUGAUUUCUUCGAUGUGAUUUAGGAAGUAAUCCAAUAACUAAACUCAUUUUUGAUCUUCAAAACCCAUUUCAUUACCAACACUGUUUCAAAUUCCAUUAUCAUUAUUGUCUUUUCUGUAUUUAUUUUGUGGAACGUUAUGAUAGAUAAGAGAGAAAUGGGCCAAUUUUUGAGGGUCAGUUUUACAUAUUUUAGAGAGAUAUAUCUGCAUGCUGGAUGGAUUUAGCUCUGGCAUGGUAGGACUAGGGACUAAUUGUUUUUCCCUUAUCAAUUAGGCAAACAUACAAAGUGCAAGUCACAAAGAGAGGCCUGCAUUUUGGGAAAGCAUGAACACAUUCAGGUCAUUUGGAAAUUAUACAAGCAUGCACUGAAUUCUUUGCAUGACAUCAACAUUGUGUGUUAAAUAUGAAAGGUCAUGUAUUCCUAUUAUUGUUUCCCAAUAGAAAUUCUCAACGUAUACUACCCACAUUUAAUUCCAUUCCAGAUGCCUAUUUCAAAAACCUUUACAUUUUAAUCCAGCACCCAAACUAAAGCCACAUUAAACCGCCUACUAAGGUAUUGGUUUUGAAUGAACCUUUCAGUUGGUCAUUUGAAAGUGCUGUGGGGAACUUGCAAAAUAUUAUAUUAUCAUAUCUUCAGGCAGUGACUCACUGCUUAUCAGCAUACUCAUGGGUGCUUUAGAUGGUUUAUAGCAUAAUGACUAAUGCCCCUUCACCUCUUAUUUCCCAUCAGUUCUAUCGUAUGCUAUUAGUCCAUUCUGGUAAUGUUCAUACCAAACACAUAUUGAAUUGUGAAUAGGGUUCAGAAGAGAGACUAUUAUGAUUAAUACAACAACAACAACAACAAUAACCACAACAGGAGUGUGGUUGUAUUAGUUUUCCUGUUAUUGAAUAUAGAUGCUUUAACAUAAAAAUUUUCUAUCAUAAAGCAAUCCAUAAACAAGCAACAGUACUUCAAAGCAAUAGCCUUUUAUUAUAUAUCCCUCCACUUAUUCCCUAAUUUGGUUCCCUCUUUGAUAAACACAUGCUAAUCACUGUGAAUGCUUGGAUAAUAAUAUUAGCUCACUGCUAAUUGUUAGGUUUAAUCAUCGUUUUGGAGUUUAUGAUGUUCAUAGGGGCCAAAGACAUUAGUUACUUUGUGCUAAUUGCAUUAUAUAUGUGUCCCAUUAUUAGCUGUUACCAGUGGAUGUUGAUAAAAACCUAACUGGGUUUUCUGUUUUGCUACUUGAGCAAAUUAAAUAUAAGAAAGAUU